AUGGGAGAAUUCCUUACGUUCUCUCAGCAGCUUACAGCAAGCGACAAUCAAAGAGCUGUGAUUGCACGAGCAAUUGCUGGAUAUCAAGCUAAAACGUGCAUAAGAUUUGUACCGAAAUCCCAAAAUGACCGUGAUUAUGUUGUGAUAUCUAAGCUUGACGGAUGUUAUGCGGAUUUUGCACGUGUUGGUGGUAGACAGCAGAUAUCAUUGGCGGAUGAAUGUAUGGACUAUGCCACUAUCAUACACGAAUUUAUGCAUGUUGUCGGUUUGUUGUCUUUUUCAGCCAUACGACUAUUGGAUUGCUCUUCGAAAAAAUCGAUGUAG
This is a messenger RNA of Strongylus vulgaris, 324 nucleotides long. NCBI's taxonomy places the organism in Eukaryota, Metazoa, Nematoda, Chromadorea, Rhabditida, Strongylidae. The record is from the annotation of a GenBank genome assembly.